This is a messenger RNA of Chaetomium fimeti, 490 nucleotides long. Its product is annotated as bola protein. Lineage: Eukaryota; Fungi; Ascomycota; Sordariomycetes; Sordariales; Chaetomiaceae. The record is from RefSeq and is a predicted model, not a curated record. Gene Ontology annotation, biological process: intracellular iron ion homeostasis. Bases 158 to 490 code for a protein of 110 amino acids. Gene Ontology annotation, cellular component: nucleus; cytosol. Gene Ontology annotation, molecular function: 2 iron, 2 sulfur cluster binding. The transcript has 2 exons.
GCUGAAACUCGGCGUACAAUGAGAAACUAAGUAAUACAACCCUAACCCCUACCUCACACCAUCGCCAAGAUUUCGCGGGGCAUUUGCGCAUCUCUCAGAGGAUGCUGCUCACUAAUUAAUUCACUUCACCAACCCUCACAACCAGCUCUCUCAAACCAUGGCCCAGCCAGCGAUAACAGAAGACUCGGUGCGGGCUGCUAUCACCGAGCGGCUCAAGGCGACUCAUGUCGAGAUCCAAGACAUGUCCGGCGGCUGCGGCCAGGCAUUCACGUCGCUCAUCGUGUCGCCCGAGUUCGCCGGCAAGAACUCGCUGAAGCGGCACCGGCUGGUGAACGCGGCGCUCAAGGAGGAGAUCGCCCAAAUACACGCCUGGAGCGCCAAGUGCCAGACGCCAGAGGAGUACGAGAAGGAGAUGGCGGCGACGGGGGGAAAUGAUAAGCCGCCGCUGGACGGGACAGAGGGUGGGAGGGUGGAGGGUGUGAGCGGUUGA